UGAACGAGACCGAACUGCCCUCAGAGUCUCCACACACACACACACACACACUGACACACACACUGACACACACAGACACACACGCACACUCUUACAGCCAUGCAGGACGAACGAGAGAAGAGCUCUGAGAACAGGCCGGCUGCGGUGCAGGGCUCCCAGUCCCCGCCCUUGGGGCCGCCCUCCACAUGUAUGAACCCGGCCCUGAUGAGCGCUCCAUGGUACCGGUACCAGGAUGAAGACUCGCCGCCCCAGGACCUCGGCUUCCCCCGGCUGACCAAUGAGGUGCGUGCGCCGGAGCUGGUGCACGUGUCGGAGAAGAACCUGUCGGAGAUCGAGAACGUGCACGGCUACGUGUCCCACUCCCACAUCUCGCCGCUCAAGCCUGCACUGGUUACCCGUUAUGAUCUUACAUACCCGGGUGUGACAGCAGCAAACUACCUGGCCAGCCCCGCCCCAAUAAUAGUCAACACGGAGACCCUGGAGUCCGUACCCUACGUGAACGGGACAGAGAUCGAAUAUGAGUUUGAAGAAAUUACAUUAGAGCGGGGAAACUCAGGACUAGGCUUCAGCAUCGCUGGCGGCACAGACAACCCCCACAUCGGAGAUGACCCGGGCAUCUUCAUCACCAAGAUCAUCCCAGGAGGGGCUGCAGCUGAAGACGGCAGACUCAGAGUGAAUGACUGCAUCCUGCGGGUGAACGACGCAGACGUGUCGGAGGUGUCCCACAGUAAGGCGGUGGAGGCGCUCAAGGUGGCCGGCUCGAUCGUCAGGCUGUACGUCCGCCGCAGGAGACCCAUGCUGGAGACCGUGGUGGAGAUCAAGCUCAUCAAGGGGCCCAAAGGGCUGGGCUUCAGCAUCGCAGGAGGGGUGGGCAACCAGCACAUCCCCGGGGACAACAGCAUCUACGUCACCAAGAUCAUCGACGGCGGCGCCGCGCAGAAGGACGGCAGGCUGCAGGUCGGAGAUCGGUUACUCAUGGUAAACAACUACACUUUGGAAGAAGUGACUCACGAGGAAGCUGUAGCCAUAUUGAAGAAUACGUCUGAUGUAGUCUAUCUGAAGGUGGGCAAGCCUACCAGCGUUUACUUAUCCGAUCCCUAUGGGCCUCCUGAUAUCACACAUUCGUUCUCUCCAAUGGAAAACCAUAUCUCUUCCCCCGGCAACAAUGGCACCCUGGAGUACAAGUCCAGCCUGCCGCCCAUCUCCCCAGGAAGGUACUCCCCCAUCCCCAAACACUUGCUCGGGGAAGAGGACAUUAACAGGGAGCCCAGGAAGAUGGUGCUGCACAAGGGCUCCACGGGCCUGGGCUUCAACAUCGUGGGCGGCGAGGACGGCGAGGGCAUCUUCGUCUCCUUCAUCCUGGCGGGCGGGCCGGCCGACCUGAGCGGGGAGCUGCGGCGCGGAGACCAGAUCCUCUCGGUGAAUGGCAUCGACCUCCGCGGCGCGACCCACGAGCAGGCGGCGGCGGCACUGAAGGGCGCUGGCCAGACGGUGACCAUCGUCGCCCAGUACCGGCCGGAGGAGUACGGGCGCUUUGAGGCCAAGAUCCAUGACCUGCGCGAGCAGAUGAUGAACCACAGCAUGAGCUCCGGAUCCGGCUCCUUGCGAACCAAUCAGAAGCGGUCGCUCUACGUCAGGGCUUUGUUUGACUAUGAGAAGGCCAAGGAUAGCGGUCUGCCCAGUCAGGGCCUGAGCUUCCGGUACGGGGACAUCCUGCACGUGAUCAACGCCUCGGACGAUGAGUGGUGGCAGGCCAGGAGGGCCACGCCGGACGGAGACAGCGAGGAGAUGGGCGUCAUCCCCAGCAGGAGGAGAGUUGAGAGGAAAGAGAGAGCGCGACUGAAGACGGUGAAAUUCAACGCCAAACCUGGCAGCAUCGAUUCUAAAGGGUCGUUUAGUGAAAAGCGUAAAAAGAGCUUCAUCUUUUCACGCAAGUUCCCGUUCUACAAGAACAAGGAGCCGGGGGAACAGGAUGGCAGUGACUCGGAACGGAGUCAAGAGGAUUUGAUUUUGUCUUAUGAGCCUGUCAUGCGGCAAGAAAUUACCUACGCCCGGCCAGUCAUCAUUCUUGGACCAAUGAAGGACCGAGUGAACGAUGACCUGAUCUCUGAGUUCCCCGACAAAUUUGGCUCAUGUGUGCCACACACGACACGACCGAAGCGGGAUUACGAGGUGGACGGCCGAGACUAUCACUUUGUGACCUCCCGCGAGCAAAUGGAAAAAGACAUCCAAGAGCACAAGUUCAUCGAGGCGGGGCAGUACAACGACAAUCUUUACGGAACCAGUGUACAGUCUGUCAGAUACGUGGCAGAACGGGGGAAGCAUUGCAUAUUGGAUGUGUCUGGGAACGCCAUUAAACGGCUACAAGUAGCACAACUCUACCCAAUUGCCAUCUUUAUAAAGCCCAGGUCCAUAGAAUCAUUAAUGGAGAUGAACAAGAGGCUGACGGAGGAGCAGGCGAGGAAGACGUUUGACCGCGCCAUGAAGCUGGAGCAGGAGUUUGGCGAGUUUUUCACAGCUCUUGUUCAAGGAGAGACCUUAGAGGACAUUUAUACCCAGUGCAAAAUGGUGAUCGAGGAGCAGUCUGGACCUUAUAUCUGGAUUCCCUCAAAAGAAAAACUUUAAGGAACAGAGAAUCAUGGCAGGGAUUAUGGACUGCAAAAAAAAGUAGAAAUAAUUUGUAAUAUAUGAUAAAUUAUUGCGGCGAUGGUAAUUGUUAAUGAUAGUGAAUAAUACUAACUUUUUUUGUUACGUUUCUUUGUUUUUUGUUUUUGUUUUUCACUUUCAAUAUGAAUGUUCCUGAAUGUACACCACAAAGUGUUAGAAACAUGGCCUCGAAAACAGACUGUUUGUAUACUUAUUCAUUAGCAUUUUUAUUUGAGCAAGGCAAGUUCAACACAGUCAGCAGUUGGAAUAGGUCCAUGCAAACAGCAGGAACGAUCUCAAGCAAGAGGGACAGAGAGAAGAGAUGGAACGAUCCGGAUAAUCUCACCAACACGUGGGUGAGAAGAGACCCAGUCUAUUCUCACCCUUCCUCUCCAGCCACCAAACCUCAAGAAGCCUGAAGAGUUUCCAUGUCGCAUUAGUGGUUGACACAUUUCUGAUGAAUUUCGCAUCUAUGCACUCACAUGGCCCAUGGACAAGUUAUGUUUGAAACCCUUCCUCCUGUCACAAGUCAUUAUUAGUUUUUUUUUAUUAUUAUUUAAUUUAAUUCAUUACAUUGUCAGAUUUUAUUUUGAAGAUGUUCCUUUGGGAGAUUUCUCGUUUGAAAUUGUACAUUUGACAAAUUGUGUUUUAAAAAGAUGCUUUAAAAGUAUACAAAGGGAAACAACUAGAAAUAGGAAAUAUGACACUAUAUUUAUAUUUUGUAUUGAUAGAGGGCACAACAGCACAGGAAAAUAUUUAUAAUGAAGAUAUAUAACUUUGUUUAAAAAGAAACUUAAAAAUGUAUUUUACUUGUACGAUGUAGUGGUGUUAUUGUGUAGAUGUAGUAAUUGAUGGGGAUGCUGUGUGACGCUACAUAAAUACUUAGUGGUCCCUCGUCCACUGUGGCCCAGGAGGGAGGCGUCUGUGUAACGCUGCACUGUGGUGACCAACACGUUUCCGCCGAAAUCCAGAGCUGUAAAACAAGUCUCCUGCCCUCCUCGCCUGUGAGAGCUUUGUUGGAGGCAGGGAGGACUGGACCCUGUGCUGUGUCCACCUCCGUGCUGAAGAGAGGAGGAUCUGCAGAGAGAGAGAGAGAGAGAGA
Molecule: messenger RNA, 3748 nt
Organism: Sardina pilchardus (European sardine)
Lineage: Eukaryota; Metazoa; Chordata; Actinopteri; Clupeiformes; Clupeidae
Gene: dlg2
Product: discs, large homolog 2 (Drosophila)
Exons: 23
Coding region: 100-2625 (841 amino acids)
Biological process (GO): embryo development; receptor localization to synapse; establishment or maintenance of epithelial cell apical/basal polarity
Cellular component (GO): postsynaptic density membrane; neuromuscular junction; basolateral plasma membrane
Molecular function (GO): kinase binding
Source: RefSeq, a predicted model, not a curated record